Molecule: messenger RNA, 3497 nt
Organism: Saccoglossus kowalevskii
Lineage: Eukaryota; Metazoa; Hemichordata; Enteropneusta; Harrimaniidae
Biological process (GO): sodium ion transmembrane transport
Cellular component (GO): plasma membrane
Molecular function (GO): protein binding; ligand-gated sodium channel activity
Source: RefSeq, a predicted model, not a curated record
GUUGCGAGUUCUAUCAGCUCUCGUAUUUCGUGUUCAUUUUGCCACCAUUUUGUGCAUUCAGAAAUCGUGUCACUCCAUAUGGGUUGAAAAGUUGUGUAUGCAUGUCACCCAUGGCAGUUGAUGAACAGCAUAGUCGUAUGAUUUGGUAAUAAUCAUCAAACAAUACCUGGUGUGCCCCAAACUACUGUAGUAUGACAUCAUCACCUGAAGUUAAUCCAGUGCAGCAACCUUCAGCUAAUCGUAGCCAAGGUUUGAUGACUACACCCUCCAGAUUGUCCUCCACUCAUUCAACUUCAUCAUCAUCAUCAUCAUCAUCCACAGCUGGGAUGGGAUCAUUGAAGCACAAUUGUUCUCAAAGUAGUAGCAAUACAUCCAGUUUACCUGUGUCAGAAGGCCAAUCACUGCUGUGUUCAGAGUCUAUGUUAUCAUCCACACCACCAUCUGAUGAAUCUCUGAGGCAAACAGACAAGGCUGGAACACCAUGGAAACACAGUGAUGAAGUGUCUCAAUAUCGGCAGUCACCUGUUAUUUCCCAGCCAGUGACCUCGCCCAGUAAUCCAGACAGGAUAAGGGAUUAUUCUCAACAAAGUGAAAAUCAAAGUAACUCACGAAAUACUCCUGUCAUUGACGACAGGCGAGAGGAAUAUGAAGCUGCAUGUGGCAAUAAUGCCACUAGUCAAAAAAUGACGGACAACUAUAAAACAUUGCCAAUAAAUACUACAAGUGAAAACUUAAACUGGUUAGCUGAUGUUGCUGUCAGCCAAUCAGAAAGAACUCUUGUUGGCAUGCCUACUGGAACUACGAGUAUACCUUCAGGGAGUAUUUUCCGCCCACCAUUACCAGAAUAUAACGCUGCUCAGAGACUUUAUACUCCUGGUCAGUUUUCUACUGUUUAUUCUACGUCGUCACUUGGACAAGUUCCUUUUCCUCCAUUGCAAUAUUCAUCUCGCAUACCUCCUGUUACUUUGCAUUCUACAACUUUGCCAUCAUUUGCACCAUAUAUUGGACCACCUCCAUUUGGUACAACGCCAUACCCACCUCCUGGUUUCACACAUGCUCAGUUGACUAGUGGACACUAUCCCCAGAUUGAGUCAUACUCUGCUAUGUUAGCCAGUAUGGGAAGUCAUGUACAGGCGCAAGGGCAUCAUCGACCAUGUACUUUUAUACCAGCCCAUUUAGCAUCUUCCUUGCACAGUCAGUAUAUACAGUCUAUGGGAUCAGCACAUUCAGCGGAAAGCACAGAGAAAAAUUCUGCAAUCAGUGCUUCAGUGUACCAAACAGUUCACUCUUUGGCACCUGGACGUAUUGUGAUGAAUCCUGUGAACAUUGCUCCUCAUGUUCAUAGCCCUCCACCUGGACCUAUGAUGAAAAGUGAAAACAAAGAUAGAAUUGACAGCCAAGAUAUUGUUGAAUGUGCUCAACAACUAUCAGUUCAAGACAAACCAGAUGGAAGUGUUUAUGCUGUUAUGAACAGAUCUCCAAGACACUCCCCAGUCAAUAUUGCAAUGGUCAGGGCUGGUCUCGCUACUUCAAGAGUAAGUGACAUUGAGACUGCUUCUCCUGCCAAACUAAGCUCUCCUGUCCCUAUGGAAGAGAGAAGCCUAAGACACAACAGACCACCUAAUAUUAAUAUUAAUCCAAUGAGUAUCCAAUCCAAUAAGUAUGAGUUAAUUAACCAGGAUCAUCAUAGAUUGGCUGACAGUCAGUCACCAUUGUCACAUACUGUGCAUGGUAAUGCAAAAGGGGCUUCAUCUACACCAGGAUGGUCUUGUGCUAUGCCACCUCCUCAGACACCCCCUCAUACUCCUCGUACACCUAGCUCUGCAAACAAGUCAACAAAAGCAGUGAAUGCCGAUUCUCAGUAUCAGUUAUCACCUCCUGCCUACUCAAGUCAACCACCCCAUCCACAUUUCCCACCUCAUUUCAUGAAAGGAUCCAUCAUCCAACUAGCAAACAGCGAACUCAAAAAGGUUGAAGAUUUGAGAACUGAGGACUUUGUUCAAAGUGCUGCUUUGAGCGAGGACUUGAAAAUAGACUCUAGUACUGUUGUUAGAAUUGAUGAAGAACAUGAAGCAGGUCUGGCUCUUCUUGGAUUCUCUGUGGGCGAACUCAGAAUACAAGUUACUGUGGAAUCAACUGUUGAACAUCCAUUCUUUGUAUUUGGUCAAGGCUGGUCUUCCGUUAGACCCGAUCGUACCUUGCAGCGGUAUGGCCUAUCAUGCCAUCAGCUGUCUGUAGGUGAUGUUUGUAUUUCAUUGACAUUAAAAGAGAAAAAUGGAAGACUACAACAAAAAGAAGUGAAACAUGGUAAUAUUGCGAGUGACACUGCUGACAGUUUAGAGCAACCAGAAUUCAAGAGACCGAAACUUGAACCGCCAGCACUACCUCAUGAAAACAUUGGUUUGCAAACAGACAUGCAUACAAGAUCACUAGAGACAAAUAUAGGUCAUUAUACAACCUAUUAUACUAUAACAGAUAAACAACAACAACAACAACACAACAACAACAAAGAACAGUCUGUGGAAAGGAGUACAACACCUGUUGACCAGAAUAGAAAUGUUUAUGAACAGUCGGCAAAAGAAGACAAGAAGUUAGUACGUCUGAAAAAACGAAGAUGGUCAGAUCCGGGUCAACUUGUAGAAAAAGAAGACAAAGAAUCUGAUGAUCAUCUUCCUGUACCUUUACCGUUAGAAACUCUAGCUAAGUUUUCACGUCAACCUAUACCAUAUGGAAUCUCAGGGACGGCAUUUAAUUCUUAUGGAAGUCGUGAAACACACACGCAAGAUCGUACUGAAUUUGCAUUGCCUAAUUAUGAUAGGGAUGACACACAUCUCGCAAACAACAAGAAGAGGGACAUCAAGUUUAAAUCUAGUGAUGGUAUGAAAGAUUUGAAAGAGAAAUCGUUCAUUGAGAUAACGCGUAACUUUGGGAAGAGUACUACAACCCACGGAAUACCAAGAAUAUUCCAGUCAUCGAGCUAUCUCGGUAGUUGCAUUGACGUUGUUACAGAGAAGAGUUUACUGUUUCCAAGUGUAACAGUUUGCAAUACUAACAAAUUGCGGCGAUCAGCAAUCAUGGAAUCUACCUACAAAGACAUCUUGAUUGUGGAUGAUGACAUAGUCAACCCGUAUUAUGUUCCCUGUUUGCAGAGUGAUUUUGAAUGUGACAACAGUGUUUUAUGCGUAAAACUGUAUCUGGUGUGUGAUGGUGUGAACAAUUGCCAGGACAUGAGCGAUGAAGCUAAUUGUACCUAUGGUGACUGUGGCGAUAAUCAGUUUAAAUGCACUGCUGGUGGUGAUAAGGGCAUUUGUAUCGAUGAAGACUUUGUAUGUGACAGGAAUAAAGAUUGCUAUGAUGGAUCAGACGAGGAUGACUGCGAAUGUAAAUCCAGGGAAUUCAAAUGUAAAAGUAAAGGUGGAUGUAUCGGGAAAGAUAAAUUCUGUGAUGGUAAUUUAGACUGCACGGAUGGCACUGACGAAGACGAGUGCGUUAUAUAA